Molecule: messenger RNA, 645 nt
Organism: Eucalyptus grandis
Lineage: Eukaryota; Viridiplantae; Streptophyta; Magnoliopsida; Myrtales; Myrtaceae
Product: glutaredoxin
Exons: 4
Coding region: 129-467 (112 amino acids)
Biological process (GO): cellular response to oxidative stress
Cellular component (GO): cytoplasm
Molecular function (GO): glutathione disulfide oxidoreductase activity
Source: RefSeq, a predicted model, not a curated record
UGGCUCCAUUCUCUCUCUCGGUCUCUCUCUUUCUCGCUAAUGUCGUCGAGCCUCAUCGAUCUUAUCAAAUCUGUGCAUCUGCUAAAUGCAUAAAAGCCAGGUUGGCAUCGAUAGACAGAGAGACCCAGAUGGCGUUGAACAAGGCUAAGGAGAUCGUAUCUUCCACCGCGGUGGUCGUCUUUAGCAAAACGUACUGUGGCUACUGCAACAGGGUGAAGCAGCUGUUCACGCAGCUCGGUGCUGCGUACAAAGUCCUCGAACUCGAUGAGGAAAGAGACGGUUCUGAGAUUCAGAUGGCUCUAGCAGAGUGGACGGGGCAAAGGACCGUCCCUAACGUUUUCAUCGGCGGCAAACACAUCGGCGGCUGCGACAAGGUUCUUGAGAUGCACCGAGCGGGAACACUCACGCCCCUGCUCAUGGACGCUGGAGCAAUUGCUAACAACUCAGCACAGCUUAAUAUCAUCUAGUCAUGUCUCUCACUAUUACCACACCGUCCCUGCUGUCACACGAUACACAGAGAUGAGACUCUUGUUCUUGUUCGUCUUCUCGUUUCUGCAUGAUGUAAUAAUUGAUGGAGACCGGUCGCGUUUGAUUCGUAUGUCGUGAAGUUCUAUGAUGAUGUAAUAAAUCCUUAUACACACGUAA